CCGGUUUACAGUAUUUUAAUAGUGGGGUUACGUUAAUUGCUAUACGUAUAUCAAAAUUUUUUUUAAAGUAUAUGACAGUUUAUAAUCUUUGUUAGAGUAGGUAUUAUGUGUACUACUUACGUGGUACUUAAACAAUUACCAGGUCGUCUUACUGUAUAUUUAUAUUAUAUGAUCUCAUUUAAUAUUAGUUAUUAAAAAGUAAAUUUUUAUAAAUUUAUUUACGUUCUUUGUUAUUUUAUUUUAAUUAAUUUAAUGGCGCCCAAACAUGAAAAGAACAAAAAAUCUAGUUAUCUUGUUAACGCAUAUCUUUUUGCUUACAAUUUAAUUCAAUCAAUAGGAUGGAGUUAUCUAUUGUAUCAAAUUUGUAAUUUUUAUAUUUUUCCACCCAAAGAAAAGACUUUAUGGGAUGUUGUUAAAUAUACUGUGAUUAUUUUUCAAAAUGCUGCUUGUAUUGAGAUUUUUAAUGUUGCUGUUGGAUAUGUUAAAUCAAAUUUAAUUGUUACUAUUCAACAAGUAUUAUCAAGAGUAGCUAUUGUAGCUGCAAUAGUUUAUAUUCCAGAAACUACAGAUUCUCCAGGCUUAUGUUUAGCUUUAACUGCAUGGUGUUUUGCUGAAAUCACAAGAUAUUUAUAUUAUGGAUUUAACAUUUUAGGAUUUAUUCCUUAUCUCUUAGUUUGGGCAAGGUAUACUUUAUUUAUCAUUUUAUACCCACUUGGUGUUUCUGGUGAACUCUUAAUAUAUUGGACAUCAUUAAAUUAUGUAGGAAAAACAAAAAUGUGGAGCCUAGAAUUGCCCAAUAAGUACAAUAUUGCAUUCAGCUUAUGGACUGUUAUUGCCUUUGUUAUGUUUAUUUAUAUUCCACUGUUUCCUCAAAUGUACAUACAUAUGGUUCAUCAAAGAAAAAAAGUUCUCACCAGUCCAGGACCAAAAAAAGUUCAGAAAAAAUUACAAUAAUUAUUUUGUAAUAUAUGAAACCAUAGGGUUCAGGGUUACUAAAAUCAAUAUUGUUAACUUAAGCCGUAUCUUAGCCAAAUUAACAGAUUGUUUUUUUUUUUCAAUAAUUAAUAAAAUGUUAUAAAAAUA
Daktulosphaira vitifoliae (grape phylloxera) is the source of this 1083-nucleotide messenger RNA. RefSeq names its product very-long-chain (3R)-3-hydroxyacyl-CoA dehydratase hpo-8-like. Gene Ontology annotation, cellular component: endoplasmic reticulum membrane. Gene Ontology annotation, molecular function: 3-hydroxyacyl-CoA dehydratase activity. The record is from RefSeq and is a predicted model, not a curated record. Gene Ontology annotation, biological process: fatty acid elongation; sphingolipid biosynthetic process; very long-chain fatty acid biosynthetic process. Bases 253 to 954 code for a protein of 233 amino acids. The transcript is spliced from 5 exons. Lineage: Eukaryota; Metazoa; Arthropoda; Insecta; Hemiptera; Phylloxeridae.